AUGACGCUUGUCCAAGGACUGGCCAGCGUGUCUACGGCUGCUGCGUCAGGCUGGCUGGCGAUGACCUGGCUCGGCUGGUCGUGGCUCCUGGCUCUGGUCCUGGCCAUGGCGGUGGGCGCGGUGGUGGCUAUGGCUACGGCGCGGUCAAAGUCGCCGGCUGAGCUGGUGGCCGAGGCCGAGUCGUGGGAUGCCAAGCAUCUGCGGCAUCACUCGGAGAUCCUGGAGCUGGCAGCUGGGCUGUGGAUGGUGGAGGGUAGCAAUGCGUACCCGCUGCCGCGAAACAUGUUCAUUGUUGCGCUGCGAUCCGGCGGCUUGCUCCUCUACUCGGUCGUCGCUAUGAACGAGGAUGCGAUGCGCGAGCUGGAGGCUCUUGGCAUGCCGGAGAUCAUGGUGGUGCCAUCGCGGCAGCACACCUUUGAUGCUGCCCGCUACAAGGCCCGGUACCCGCAGCUGACCGUUGUAUGUUCACCCGAGGAUGCUGAUGUGAUCUCCAAGCGGGUUAGCGUCUCGGCCACUUUUGACGAGACCGACGUGCUCGAAGCCGCAGGCGUUCGGGUCCUCGUCCCGCCUGGCCUCAGGCCACGGAUGGCUGGUGAGCGGGUACUAGUAGUGCCAAUUGCAGGUGGGCGGAAGAAGGCGCUUGUGUUCUGUGACCUUAUCUUCAACCUCCCGCCGUCGCAGUGCUCGAUCAUCACCCGGCUCCUCGGCUCCGGACCGUUCUUUGGGCCGACACGCAUCCUACGGUGGUUCGGACUUGCCGAUCGCUACGCGUUCCAGCAGUUCCUGCUAGAUUGCUCGUACAUGAAGGGCGUUGAUGCGGUGUUGAUGACCCACGGCUCGCCCGUGCUCGCGCCCUCGGCCACCGGCCUGCGGCUCGGCGGCGAUACAUGUACCAUUCCGGAGCUCUUGCUCGAGGCAGCGGCUCGGGCGUGAGUCGUGGCUACCGCUGUGGGAUGGAGGAUGUUCAUUGCCUGCAGUUAGCAGGGUGGCUUCUUCGCCUCCUCCCUCAGUCGAGCGCAAUGGCGGGCUACGAAAGCGCCGCACCGGCGAUUCCGACCAUAAACUGGGCGGUGGCUUC
Messenger RNA from Thecamonas trahens ATCC 50062, 1078 nucleotides. RefSeq lists its product as uncharacterized. Lineage: Eukaryota; Apusomonadida; Apusomonadidae. The transcript has 2 exons. The coding region runs from base 1 to 933 and encodes 310 amino acids. The record is from RefSeq and is a predicted model, not a curated record.